AUGCGUAUAUCUAGUGAGCUGAUCCAGCCUAUCCGAAGAGGAUCGAAGAAGAUCGCAUUUCGAUGCAGAGAGAGAAAGAGAGCCGUUCGACGUUUCGAGAUUCAGCGUUUCCGGUUCCGCGAAAUCGACCGAGUAAUCGAGCAGUUGACUGCGUCGCACGAUCUACGGAAACGGAGCAGAACGAGUCGACAAAAAGUGACGCAGCGCCGUAUGCAUCGCGCGUGUCGGGUGAUCAUGGCGAAUCGGGGUACAGCUCAAAGGCCAAAUGGAUCGACACAAGGGAAAAUUUGUCAGUUUAAGCUAGUUUUACUUGGUGAAUCGGCAGUUGGAAAAUCAAGCCUUGUUUUAAGGUUUGUCAAAGGACAGUUUCAUGAAUACCAGGAGAGUACAAUUGGUGCUGCAUUUCUAACACAAACCGUAUGUUUGGAUGACACAACUGUAAAAUUUGAAAUUUGGGAUACUGCGGGGCAAGAGCGUUAUCAUAGUCUUGCGCCAAUGUAUUAUCGUGGUGCACAAGCAGCCAUUGUUGUAUAUGAUAUAACAAAUCAGGAUACAUUUUCACGUGCCCAAACAUGGGUAAAAGAAUUGCAGCGCCAAGCCAGUCCGAGUAUAGUAAUAGCAUUAGCUGGAAACAAGGCAGAUUUGGCAAAUAAAAGAGUUGUCGAAUAUGACGAAGCUCAAACGUAUGCAGAUGAAAAUGGCCUUCUUUUCAUGGAAACAUCUGCUAAGACGGCGAUGAAUGUCAACGACAUAUUCCUUGCAAUUGCUAAAAAGCUUCCUAAGAACGAACAGUCAGGAAGCGCAAGUACGAGUGGUCAAGGUCGUCGACUAGUCGAGUCGGAUGGGCAAAAGGCAGCAACCGGCAAUUGCUGCAAUUAUUUGUAUAACCAUUUGUAUUACGACACAUCAAAGUAUGAUGCAAAAAUGAACGACUCCCAUAAUAACAAAUCGAAUGCAAUAAUAGAUAUAAAACGCAAGUUUCUAUCUGAGUGCACCAUACUAGAUGACGAGAAAAUUGUACUCAGGAAAAUACGUUCUGAACCCGAAUUAGAAAAUAUUACAAAUUAUGACGAUAUAUGUGGACCUUGGCAAUUUCAUAAUGUACAAUUGCAUAAUCAAUACAGUUGCUUAUCUUCCAAAUUGAUAACAUCAAAAGAUAUAGCUUGCAUGAGGAAACAAAAGGAUAAAAAAUUAAAAGAAAAGAUUCCAUGUAAUAUUCCAUACAAGGAUAAAAACAAGGAGAUAUUUAUAAAACUUUUAUGGCAAAUUUUUCUUACAGCUAUAAAAAAAAUGAUAUUGCAUUUUAGAAAGAAGCUAUUUAACGAUCAACAAAUUUCUACAGUUAUAGAAUUAAUACUUUUGACUCAUAACUUUUAUCUUGCAAACUAUUGGAACACAACUGAAGAAACAUUUAAAUAUUUUUUCGAACAUCUUCUUUUAUAUACCGUUACAGAUCCACCAAACUGUGUAGAAGUAUUUACACCAAACCAAGCUGAAAUAAUACUUGAAUUUUUUCGUAAGAUAUAUAUGGAAAAUAUCGUGUUACUGCAUCUCGUUUAUAUGAUUCAUUACUGUAUCGUUGUGCGACAGUGA
Molecule: messenger RNA, 1593 nt
Organism: Camponotus floridanus (Florida carpenter ant)
Lineage: Eukaryota; Metazoa; Arthropoda; Insecta; Hymenoptera; Formicidae
Exons: 11
Coding region: 1-1593 (530 amino acids)
Molecular function (GO): GTP binding; GTPase activity
Source: RefSeq, a predicted model, not a curated record